CUCGAACGACGUUUACCAUUCCACGACUCGACAAUCCAACAUGAGCAAACAUAAACUAGAUGACGGCCCUCAGCUGGCUAAAGACGAAAAGAAAAGACGCAAGAAAGAUAGAAAAGAGAGCCUCAAGUUUCAAGACAUUACUCCCAGUUCCACAGAUGCCACCGCCGAUUCCACUCCUGUACCAGAGGAUCAGGAUCAGGAUCAGGAGGCUGCAGUCUAUAAACCUCACCCAUCGCUUGACACUAUCCCUCAAACUGACGUCGACUCCUUCUACAAAACUGAGUCAGUUCAGAUCGAUCAUGGCUCGCACGAUCCCCUCCGCCCUAUCCUCUCCUUCACCCACCUUCCCACCGAGUUGUCUACACAGUUCGCCUCUGUAUUUUCUACCUUUGAGAAGCCUUCUGAUAUACAGUCUGCUGCCUGGCCGUUUCUCCUUUCCGGUAAAGAUGUAGUCGGCGUCGCAGAGACUGGCAGCGGCAAGACAAUCGCAUUCGGAUUGCCUUUGGUGGUCCGACUCGCCAAUCUCAAAAAGAAAAAAGGCAUUCGAGCUGUUGUCAUUGCUCCCACACGAGAACUCGCCAUUCAGGUCUUUGAACAAAUCACCACUCUUUGCAAAACAUGCUCGAAACUCAAGGCUGCCUGUAUCUACGGUGGUACCAACAAGGAUGAACAACGUCGCAGCCUCAACGGAACCAAUAUUAUUGUUGCCACUCCGGGUCGCUUGAAGGAUUUCAUGUCUGAUGGCACUAUCGAUGUCUCAAAGACUCGUUAUCUAGUACUCGACGAGGCAGAUCGUAUGCUCGACAAAGGUUUCGAAGACGACAUUAAAUUCAUUGUUUCACACAUGCCAUCGGCCAAGAAGCGACAGACGGCCAUGUUCACCGCGACGUGGCCCAAGUCCAUCCGUGACUUGGCGUCCACCUUUAUGAGGCAGCCUGUCAAGGUUACCAUCGGUCGCAACGACACCGAUGACAGUGGCGAAUUGCGUGCCAACACCCGCAUUGUGCAGAAGGUCGAGGUGCUCGACGGCGCUAUGAAGCAGCAACGUCUGCUGCAGCUGCUCAAAGAGCACACCGCAGGCAAAAAGAGGACGGAUCGCAUCCUCGUCUUUUGCUUAUACAAGAAAGAAGCCGAUCGCAUUGAAAACUUUAUCCGCGGACGUGGAUUCAACGUUGCGGGGAUUCAUGGUGACAUGUCACAGUCGGCACGAAUUGCUAGCCUGGAGGGCUUCAAAUCUGGCAAAGUGAGUCUCCUCGUUGCAACAGAUGUGGCUGCUCGUGGGCUAGACAUUCCCGAAGUCAAACUGGUCAUCAAUGUUACGUUUCCUUUGACUGCGGAAGAUUAUGUACAUCGGAUCGGCCGAACCGGACGUGCGGGCAAGGAUGGGCUCGCGAUCACUCUGUUCACUGAACAAGAUAAACCACUUGCCGGCGGACUGAUUAACGUAUUGAAGGCAGCGAAACAAGAAGUGCCAGAAAGCCUGAUGAGAUUCGGGACGACGGUGAAGAAGAAGCAACAUGAUAGCUAUGGUGCAUUCUACCGUGAGAUCGAUGACGGCAAGACGGCGACCAAGAUUACGUUUGACGAUUAAUGGGGCUUGUUGAAUAUACCACUUGUAACGCUUG
Molecule: messenger RNA, 1625 nt
Organism: Exophiala mesophila
Lineage: Eukaryota; Fungi; Ascomycota; Eurotiomycetes; Chaetothyriales; Herpotrichiellaceae
Exons: 1
Coding region: 41-1591 (516 amino acids)
Biological process (GO): rRNA processing
Cellular component (GO): nucleolus
Molecular function (GO): ATP binding; RNA binding; RNA helicase activity
Source: RefSeq, a predicted model, not a curated record